Molecule: messenger RNA, 2595 nt
Organism: Poecile atricapillus (Black-capped chickadee)
Lineage: Eukaryota; Metazoa; Chordata; Aves; Passeriformes; Paridae
Gene: GABRB2
Product: gamma-aminobutyric acid type A receptor subunit beta2
Exons: 10
Coding region: 154-1629 (491 amino acids)
Biological process (GO): monoatomic ion transmembrane transport; nervous system process; signal transduction
Cellular component (GO): synapse; membrane; GABA-A receptor complex
Molecular function (GO): GABA-A receptor activity; extracellular ligand-gated monoatomic ion channel activity; neurotransmitter receptor activity
Source: RefSeq, a predicted model, not a curated record
AGGAAAUUUGCUCCAUCUCCAGCAGCAACCACUGCUCCUUUUGAUGUUGUGGUACGCCGUGCGCAUGCGCUUCACAUUAGAAUUACUGCACUGGCCAGAAUAAGUUGGAUCUCCUCUUCACUGAAAACCUAAAUCAUAUCAAAAGCUAAAGGGAUGCUGAGAGUCCGGAAAAAGGGUUACUUUGGGAUUUGGUCAUUCCCUUUAAUAAUAGCUGCGGUGUGUGCACAGAGUGUCAAUGACCCUAGUAAUAUGUCACUGGUGAAAGAGACCGUGGAUAGACUGCUGAAGGGCUAUGAUAUUCGCUUGAGGCCAGAUUUUGGAGGUCCCCCAGUGGCUGUUGGCAUGAACAUAGACAUUGCCAGUAUAGAUAUGGUGUCGGAAGUCAAUAUGGACUAUACCUUGACAAUGUACUUCCAGCAAGCGUGGAGGGAUAAGAGGCUGUCCUAUAAUGUAAUACCUCUAAACCUUACUCUGGACAACAGAGUAGCUGAUCAGCUCUGGGUGCCUGAUACCUAUUUCCUGAAUGACAAGAAGUCAUUUGUUCAUGGUGUCACUGUGAAGAACAGAAUGAUUCGUUUGCAUCCAGAUGGAACAGUCCUUUAUGGACUCAGAAUUACAACAACAGCUGCUUGUAUGAUGGACCUGCGGAGAUAUCCACUAGAUGAGCAGAACUGCACGCUGGAGAUUGAAAGCUAUGGCUAUACAACAGAUGACAUUGAAUUUUACUGGCGUGGGGGUGAUAAUGCAGUCACAGGAGUGACAAAGAUCGAACUGCCACAGUUCUCCAUUGUAGACUACAAGCUUAUCACCAAGAAUGUUGUUUUCUCUACAGGUGCCUACCCAAGGCUGUCUCUCAGCUUUAAACUUAAGAGAAACAUUGGUUACUUCAUUCUGCAGACCUACAUGCCUUCUAUUCUGAUCACUAUCCUGUCCUGGGUUUCCUUCUGGAUUAAUUAUGAUGCUUCAGCUGCAAGAGUUGCUUUAGGAAUCACAACUGUGCUCACAAUGACAACAAUUAACACCCAUCUUCGAGAGACUCUUCCCAAAAUUCCAUAUGUGAAAGCCAUUGAUAUGUACCUUAUGGGAUGUUUUGUCUUCGUUUUCAUGGCUCUGCUGGAGUAUGCAUUGGUCAACUACAUCUUCUUUGGCAGGGGACCUCAGCGUCAAAAGAAAGCAGCAGAAAAAGCUGCCAGUGCCAACAAUGAGAAGUUGCGAAUGGACGUCAAUAAGGACAGAAGAAUAAUUGGCACAUAUCAUUGUCCAGAAAUGUAUUCAACAAAGAUGGAUCCACAUGAAAAUAUUUUGUUGAGCACACUUGAAAUUAAAAACGAGGUGGCUGCCUCUGAGGCUGUGAUGGGGCUUGGGGACCCUAGGAGCACAAUGCUGGCCUAUGACACUUCGAGUAUCCAGUACCGGAAAGCUGGUUUGCCCAGACACAGCUUCGGCCGCAACGCCCUGGAGCGACACGUGGCACAGAAGAAAAGCAGGCUACGGAGACGCGCGUCCCAGCUGAAAAUCACCAUCCCUGACUUGACUGAUGUAAAUGCCAUAGAUCGAUGGUCUCGCAUAUUCUUCCCUGUUGUUUUUUCCUUCUUCAAUAUUGUCUAUUGGCUUUACUAUGUGAACUAAGAGACAAAGCCACACAGGAAGCAAGAACUGGAUUUCUCUUCAAAUCAGUUGUACAGCCAAAAGUGGGACUUGGGAAAAUUCUAUUCUGGACAAAAAGUUAUUUUAAAACACCUUAGUUGCUGGCCCACUCUAUGGUCUGUUUUUAUAAUGUUUUGGUUGUAUCUGCUAAACCGUAUAUAUGUUAAGUUGCAGUUUGGACAUAUCCCCUUAUCAAAAUAUAAGUGCAUUUUGAGUGUAAAGGCAAAUUGGGUUUUGAAAAUCACUUCCGUCUCAUUGUUCUUCACUCUUUUUUUCUUUUCUUUUUUUUAGUGGCCAUUUGUGUUUAGUGAUACAAAAAUUUAUAGAGCAGCAUUUGAGAAACAAGUUUUAAUUUCAACAGCAGUACAUGCCACUCUAGGGAAAGUGCAUAUCCAAGGCAUGCAUAUACACUUAAGGGAGUGUACUGAGUUGUCAUGCUUGUGAAAACACUUACACUUUACUUUUUAAAUGUGUAAACUUGAAAACAAGUAGUGCCUAUCAUCUUUCCAAGAUGAUGAUGGUCAGAGGUUUCCCAACCAUAUUCAGGUAUUUCCUUUUAUUUACUGAAAGAACUGAACCUUUGACUGAUAAUAUUGGGGUUGGGUGUUUGCACAGAAGCUGAAGCAAAAAGCACUAGUUUGUUUGUAUUUUAAAGAGAGAACAUAUGUUCACAGUCACAGUGACUGUGUUUGGGAUUCAAUAGAGGAAUGUAGAGACAGUAUAAAAAUGCAUCAGCACUGCAGGGGUAGAUGCUGCUGGGUUGUGUUGGGGAAACGGAAUCUGUCCAAAGUGCCAAAAUUGAUUGCCUGAAUAGUAAUUCUGUAGAUGGCUGAAGGAAACCAGUGGUUCCCUGACUUUCUCUAGGGCAGGGAGGGAGAGAGAGCAAUUACAAAGUGUAGGGGCAAGGAGACAGGAGGCUACAUAUACAUAAAAGUGUGUGUGUGUGUG